UUUGGAAAAUAAGGUCCAAACAUGUGUUCCUUGUUAAUCCUCUACAUUAUCCCAAAAAAUACCUACUUUGUGGCUCUGCUUCUGUUUCGCUUAAGUACAAAACUUACAACAAAACCCCAUAAUCCGAAGAAUAACAACCAACCCAACUAACCAAAAAUUCUGAAGUGCCCUCCAACACACAAUAUAGAGAGAAGGUUAAAAAAUCAUGAGCAAUGAUACCUUAGAUAAGCUAGUCAUCUUCUUAGCCAAAAGAGAUGGCAUAGAUAAGCUAGUCAAGACCUACCAAUAUGUUUCCAAGUUAGCCCAUUGGCACCUCGAGGCAACGCAGCCCAAGUUGGCCCAACGGUUCAAACUAUGGGAGGUGGCUGCGGGCAUGAGUCGGAAGGCCUUUCGGAGUGGCCGGUCCUUGACAGGGCUCAACACCAUCCGGAGGAACCCGGGCCCAACUCGUGGGCUCCAGACCUUGGCCGUGCUAGGGAAUGCAGGGGAGAUGGUUUACUUCUUUUUCGACCACUUUACUUGGUUGUCAAGGCUUGGAGUGUUGGAUGCAAAGUUGGCUAAGAAAAUGAGCUUCAUUUCAGCCUUUGGUGAGUCAGUUGGUUAUGUCUUUUUCAUAAUAUCAGACUUCAUUCUCAUGCAUGAAGGUUUGAAGAAGGAAAAACUGUUACUCAAGGGUUUAGAUGAGGAUGAAAAGAAGGAAGAGGAGGUGAAAGAAGGGGUGGGGAACAUAAGGGGGGAUCGAGUGAUGAGGUUGAUGGCGGUGGCAGCAAAUGUGGCGGACUUGAUCAUUGCGGUGGCGGAGAUUGAGCCAAACCCGUUUUGCUGUCAUGCUGUGACGUUGGGGAUUAGUGGUCUUGUUUCUGCAUGGGCUGGUUGGUAUAGAAAUUGGCCUUCUUAAAGAAUGUAGAGGUUUUACUUUUUUUGGGUUUACAUGUAAUUAUUGGGACACUUUUUAAUGUUUUAAAAACUCUAAAUGCUAGAAAAUAUUGCAAUGAGUGCAUGAGUUUUUCA
Messenger RNA from Chenopodium quinoa (quinoa), 1011 nucleotides. RefSeq names its product peroxisomal membrane protein 11B-like. Gene Ontology annotation, cellular component: peroxisomal membrane. The coding region runs from base 206 to 898 and encodes 230 amino acids. Gene Ontology annotation, biological process: regulation of peroxisome size; peroxisome fission. The record is from RefSeq and is a predicted model, not a curated record. NCBI's taxonomy places the organism in Eukaryota, Viridiplantae, Streptophyta, Magnoliopsida, Caryophyllales, Amaranthaceae. The transcript has a single exon.